AUGGGCUACAUUACUCACUUCACAAAUCACAAAUAUUAUACCUUCCAUUCCCCGUCCGAUUGUCGUCGUCACUCGUCACCGUCGCGUCUCAUUGGCUUUUUCUUCGCUUCACCAGGAUCGAUCUCUCUUCCUGGUUUCGCCUCUCUUCCUGAAUCUCCGUAG
This is a messenger RNA of Linum tenue, 162 nucleotides long. The record is from the annotation of a GenBank genome assembly. Lineage: Eukaryota; Viridiplantae; Streptophyta; Magnoliopsida; Malpighiales; Linaceae.